AUGCAUGUGUUUUCUAUUGCUGAUCAUGAUAAACAAAUUAAACUUAAAUUAGCUAAUCGUCUUUAUGCACAAAAAGCAUAUAAAAUUCAACCAGAUUAUUUAAGUCGUGUUCAAAAUUCUUUCAAAGCUGAUAUUAAACUUGAAGAUUUUGAAAAUGACAGUGCUCAUGCUGUUCAAACAAUAAAUGCAUGGGUUGAAGAACAAACUAAUAAAUUAAUUCAGAAUUUACUUUCAAAAACUGAUGUUUCAUCUGAUACACGAUUAAUUAUUGUUAAUUGUAUUUAUUUUAAGGGUACAUGGAUGGAACAGUUUAAAGAAAGUUUAACAAAUCCAGAUGCUGAUUUUUAUGAAGCUAAUGGUAAUGUUUCAAAAAUAAAACUAAUGUAUCAAAAAGAAAAAUUCGGUUAUGCUGAAGAUAGCUAUUUACAUGUACAAAUUGCUCAUUUACCAUAUAGAAGUGAUAAUUACGAUGUUGAAUUUGUUUUUACUAUAAUUUUACCUAAGCAAGGUGUUACAUUGGAUGAAGUUGAGCAAAAAUUAACAUCAAAACCAGGCUUAAUGCAACAAGUAUUAAGUGAUGAAAAUACAACAAGAAAAGAACUUCUUUUAUAUUUACCAAAAUUUAAAAUGGAAGCUGCAUUUGAAUUAAAUGAUGUUCUUAUACAACUUGGAAUGGUAAAUGCAUUUAUUGAUACCAAAGCAGAUUUUACGGGUAUUGUCAGUAAACAAGAUGAUAGAAAUGGAUCGGAAGCAGCAGCAGCUACUGCAGUUGUCAUGUUGUGUGGUUGUUCAGCAAUACUGGAGGAAGAACAGCCUAUUGAAUUCAAAGCUGAUCGACCAUUUUUAUUUUUCAUUCGUGAAAGUCGACAAAAUAUUGUUUUAUUCAGUGGCAAAUUCCUUUCACCACCGAUGGCUUCAUGA
This is a messenger RNA of Rotaria sp. Silwood2, 921 nucleotides long. The record is from the annotation of a GenBank genome assembly. NCBI's taxonomy places the organism in Eukaryota, Metazoa, Rotifera, Eurotatoria, Philodinida, Philodinidae.